Leptopilina heterotoma is the source of this 1044-nucleotide messenger RNA. RefSeq lists its product as uncharacterized. The record is from RefSeq and is a predicted model, not a curated record. The transcript is spliced from 5 exons. NCBI's taxonomy places the organism in Eukaryota, Metazoa, Arthropoda, Insecta, Hymenoptera, Figitidae. Bases 186 to 587 code for a protein of 133 amino acids.
CACCCUUCUUUUUUUUAAAUAACAGAAAAUAUUAAAUUAAAAAUGUUGCGAAUUUUAAUAAUCAUAUGCAAAACUUACUAUUAUAAACUGUUACAAUUAUUCUAUUUAAAAUAAUUUAAUUAUUUCUUUUUGAUUAAAAGGUUACCCCAAAGAUUGCAAGAAUUUGUCAAUUAUAUACUAUUAUAAUGCGCGUGAAUGACAAGAGUGUUGGGGCAGUAUUUAUAUUAAUGACGAAGAGAACUGCAGCUUUGUAUACUGCUGUUUUAAGAAAACUGCAAAUGCUCUGUCCGAAUUUAAAAUAUGGUUUAAAACACGUUAUGGUUGAUUUUGAAGAUGCAAUAAAGUUGAGCAUUAAAAGAUUAUUUCCAAAUUGCAAAGUCCAUGGGUGUUGGUUUCAUUCCAAAAAGGCUAUUAAGAAGAAAUGGAAAAAUUUAGGUCUGCGAGAUGCCGAUAAAUUAUUCUUAAACAUGGCGUGUUGUCUUGCUUUGGCGCCUUCUGGUCAUUAUUUUAGAGGCAUCAAAGUACUGAAGAAUAAAGUGAAUGAAUAUGAUAGAAGAUUCCACAAAAAAAAUGUUCAAAUUCCUUAGGUAUUUAGUAGCUUAUUGGGGACGAAGAAAAGAAAUUCUUUGUAUUGGUGACCGACCUCACCGAACAAAUAAUCUCUGUGAAUCUUUGAACAGCCGAUUAAAGGAAAAAUUAGGGGGCUUGCAUCCAGGAAUUUGGAAGUUUAUAGUUUUAUUGGAAAAAACAAUUGCUCUUGAGGAAAUAAGAUUGGUUGAUUUAAAGAAUGGAAAGUUUCUUGGUGUCCCAAUGAGCAGAAAAGAUAGAAAUCGCAACAGAAUUAUAUUUAAUGCCACUCAAGAAUUUCAACAUGGAGGAUAUCUAAACAUCUUUCUAGAAGACUGCGCUAACAUUUAAAAGUUUAUUCAUCAGGAAUGGUGUUCAUAGUGUUUUCAAUGGUUUUUAAAUUAUAAUUAUUGUUUAUAAACAAAAAGUAUAAAAGUAUAUGUGUUAAUAGUUUCCUACAAUUUAUUGCAUUUCUUU